Messenger RNA from Helianthus annuus (common sunflower), 1981 nucleotides. RefSeq names its product cytokinin dehydrogenase 5. The transcript has 5 exons. NCBI's taxonomy places the organism in Eukaryota, Viridiplantae, Streptophyta, Magnoliopsida, Asterales, Asteraceae. The coding region runs from base 104 to 1684 and encodes 526 amino acids. Gene Ontology annotation, molecular function: cytokinin dehydrogenase activity; FAD binding. Gene Ontology annotation, biological process: cytokinin metabolic process. The record is from RefSeq and is a predicted model, not a curated record.
UAAAAUCCAACACCGCAGACACACACACAUUACACACACCAACUGUGUGAAACAAAACAAAAACCAUACACCCACCGGUUUAUGCCACCACAACCACCACCUCAUGGCCGCAAAACUCCUUCUAUUAUUCGCCAUCUGCCGUCUCAUCACAAUAGUCGGGUUAACUCUAAACCCCACAGACCUCUUCCGGUUCGGAAUCCACGGUCAGUUAACCACGGACGCCCACGAUCUCAAAACCGUGUCCGUGGACUUCGGCAAACUGACCCGUUCUGAACCGCUGGCUGUUCUCCAUCCGUCCUCGGCCAGCGACGUCGCAAAACUCUUGCGACUCGCCUACGAAUCCGCACCCGGAUUCUCAGUCUCCGCCCGAGGCCACGGACACUCGAUAAACGGCCAGGCGCAAACUUCAAAUGGUGUUGUUGUCCAAAUGAGCGGGUCCGGAAGAAGUAGUACUCCUGUUGUGGUUUAUGAGAAGUUGAUGUAUGUUGAUGUUUGGGGUGGGGAGCUUUGGAUUGAUGUGUUGAGGUCUACGUUAAAGUAUGGGCUUGCGCCUAAAUCAUGGACUGAUUAUUUGUAUCUAUCGGUUGGUGGUACACUGUCGAAUGCGGGGAUUAGUGGUCAGGCGUUUAAUCAUGGGCCUCAGAUUAGUAAUGUUCAUGAGUUGGAUGUUGUCACAGGAAGAGGUGACAUAUUGACAUGCUCCAUGGAUCAAAACCCGGAACUGUUUCAUUCUGUGCUUGGCGGGUUGGGUCAGUUCGGGAUCAUAACCCGGGCCCGGAUCGCCUUGGAACCAUCUCCUCAAAUGGUUAGAUGGAUUAGGGUUUUGUACUCGAAUUUCUCGGCUUUUACGCAUGAUCAAGAGUAUCUUAUAUCGUUGCAUGAUCAACCACAGUCGCAAAAGUUCGAUUACAUUGAGGGUUUCGUUAUUGUAGACGAAGGGUUGAUCAACAACUGGCGAUCGUCUUUCUUUUCCCCUAAUAACCCGGUUAAGAUCACGUCUCUUGGAGCCGGUGGCAAUGUCUUGUAUUGCUUGGAAAUCACCAAGAAUUACCAUGACGGGGCGAACCCUGAAGCAAUCAAUCAGGAAGUGGAAGCUUUGUUGAAGAAAUUAAAUUAUAUACCAGCAUCAAUGUUUACUACUGACCUCCCUUAUGUGGACUUCUUGGACCGGGUUCACACCGCAGAACUUAAACUCCGGUCCAAGGGCAUGUGGGAGGUGCCUCACCCAUGGCUUAACCUGUUUGUACCCAAAUCAAGAAUUGAUGAUUUUGAUAAAGGAGUUUUUAAGGGCAUUUUGGGCAAUAAAACUAGUGGGCCCAUCCUCAUCUAUCCCAUGAACAAAAACAAGUGGGACGAAAGAUCGUCGGUGGUGACACCUAACGAGGAUGUGUUUUACUUGGUGGCGUUGCUUCGAUCCGCGUUGGAUAACGGUGAAGAGACGCUAACAUUGAAGCAUUUGAGUGACGAAAACCGAAAGAUUUUAAACUUUUGUAAGGAGUCAAAGAUUGAAGUGAAACAAUACUUGCCUCACUACACAACACAAAAGGAAUGGAUGGACCAUUAUGGGGAUAAAUGGUCACAAAUCUCUAGAAGAAAGUUGGAGUUUGACCCGCGUCAUAUACUAGCCACGGGUCAAAGAAUAUUUGAGCCAAGUUUUGGUUCGGACCCAAGGUCAUCGUGGUGAGCUAGGUCGAAUAAGAUAUCGAUCAUAGGUUAGUAAUAGUGACAACAUUUACUGACCUCUCGUGUACAUAACGGGGCAAUGCUACGUUUUAAUAGAGAAAAAUUAACCAGUUUUUUUUUUUCGUGCCCGGUGUUUAGAAUUGAAUGAUGGUUUUUCUUCAAGCUUUUGGAGUCGGGUUUGCGUUUUCAUCUUGCAAAACCCAUGCGGUUUAGAAAAGCGAGAGCGUUAUGUACGACUUGAUUUCCCAUCAUAGUAUUGUAACAAUUAAGAUUUACGAAUUUAGAGUUGCAUUUCAUA